Stegostoma tigrinum is the source of this 2403-nucleotide messenger RNA. It is a transcript of the gene abat, whose product is annotated as 4-aminobutyrate aminotransferase. Gene Ontology annotation, biological process: GABA catabolic process. Lineage: Eukaryota; Metazoa; Chordata; Chondrichthyes; Orectolobiformes; Stegostomatidae. The transcript has 16 exons. Bases 193 to 1695 code for a protein of 500 amino acids. The record is from RefSeq and is a predicted model, not a curated record. Gene Ontology annotation, molecular function: pyridoxal phosphate binding. Gene Ontology annotation, cellular component: mitochondrion.
GAUUGAAUUUGUGCUGAGACUGGAAGCUAAUCAUUAAAAGGCACCGCUUACAAUAAAUGCUGUCUCACACCUCGCACUUUCACCCCUUUCGCAGCAAAUGCUGCUGAUUCACGUCUGAGAGACAUUUCGAAAAGGAAUUGGCCAGGAGUUUAAGUUGCAUUUCCUGUGAACCUUCAGUCCUUGAAACCUAAGAUGGCUUCCACACUCCUCUCUCGGCAACUAACUUAUGUAUUGCAGCAAAACCUGAAAGUUUCACUGCCCCGAUCUCGAUAUGUUAGUCAGCCGGCGAACAAGACAGACGUGGAUGUUGAGUUUGAUGGACCAUUGAUGAAAACGGAAGUACCAGGUCCGAAAUCACGGGAGUUAAUGAAGAAGCUGAAUGAGUUACAGAAUGUAGGUGCUGUGAAUUUCUUUUGUGACUAUGAGGAAAGCCGGGGAAAUUACUUGGUGGACGUUGAUGGCAACAGGAUGCUUGACCUUUACACCCAAAUCUCUUCAAUCCCCAUUGGUUACAACCAUCCUGCACUGGUUAAGUUGCUGCAGAAUCCACAGAAUGUGAGUUCAUUCAUAAACAGACCUGCCCUGGGAUGCCUGCCUCCUGAGAAUUAUGUUCAGAAGUUGUCCGACACGCUGCUUUCAAUUGCUCCAAAGGGUUUGAAGCAAGUACAAACUAUGGCAUGUGGCUCCUGUUCCAACGAGAACGCCUUCAAAGCAGCUUGUAUCUGGUAUCGAAACAAGGAAAGAGGCAAUGCUAUACAUACAAAGGAGGAGCUGGAAUCUUGUAUGAUCAACCAGGCACCUGGUAGCCCAGAUAUAACUAUUCUAUCUUUCAUGGGUGGCUUUCAUGGAAGAACAUUUGGUUGCUUGACAGCAACCCAUUCUAAGGCUGUCCAUAAAUUGGACAUUCCAGCAUUUGACUGGCCCACAGCACCAUUUCCAAUGCUGAAAUACCCUCUGGAAGAGUUUGUGAGUGAGAACGCACAAGAGGAAGCUAGGUGCCUGGAGGAGGUGGAAGACUUAAUAGUAAAGUUCAGAAAGAAGAGUAGAAAUGUGGCUGCAAUAAUUGUCGAGCCAAUCCAGUCUGAGGGUGGAGACAACCAUGCAUCAGAUGACUUUUUCCAGAAAUUGCGUAACAUUGCCAAAAAGCAUGGCUGUGCUUUCUUGUGUGAUGAAGUUCAGACAGGAGGAGGUGGCACUGGCAAGUUUUGGGCUCACGAGCACUGGGGCCUGGAUGAUCCAGCAGAUAUCGUCACAUUCAGUAAGAAGCUGCUGUCAGGAGGCUACUUCUACAAGGAUGAGCUAAGGCCUGACAUGCCCUACAGGAUUUUCAACACAUGGCUUGGAGACCCUUCAAAAAAUCUCAUGUUUUCUGAAGUACUUAAUGUUAUUAGGACAGAAAAACUCUUGGACAAUGUCAAUGAAAGUGGUAAGGUCCUAUUACAGGGUCUUAAGGACUUACAGGUUCUGUAUCCACACAUUUUGAGUAAAGCCAGGGGGAAGGGGACAUUCUGUUCUAUAGAUGCACCCAAUGAUGUAAUAAGGAAUACACUUGUUCUGAAAAUGAGAAAUAAAGGUAUUGUACUUGGAGGCUGUGGAGAAAAGUCUAUUCGGUUCCGUCCUGCUUUGAUAUUCAAGCCGCACCACGCACACCUCUUCCUUAAUGUUUUCAGUGAUGUUCUCGCUGCCCACAAAUGAAUCCAUGUUGCAGCAGGCAGCACAAAAUGAUCCACAAUCCACAAUUAUACUAUUUAAUAGAUUACAAGCUAGUGACCUUACAAAUUAUCUGACCAGUUGUUCAACAUUGACAUCAACAGUUUAUGCCUUUUAAAUUUUUUUUUAAAAGCAAUAAGGGCAUGUUUGAUCUUGACAGCCCUUUCAAAUGUGUCAUUUGUGUAUCAUUUAACAAUCUGUGAAUAUACAGCUAAUAACAUUUCAUAUAGUGUUAAUUUUCCAUCAUAAGAUGCUGUGUUUAUAAUGGUGCAACUUGAAAACAAUACUACAUUAAUGUAACUUCCAUAAUUAGUCACCAUUUUAGAAAUUUUUACUGAUAUUUUGUAUCACACGAUGGAUGUCAAUUAAUAGCAUUUAUGACCUAUAGUAGGACAUUUGCGAUCUGUUCUAAAAUGCUGCACACACACCCUUGUGAAUUAAUGGUGGACUAUAUCAAAAUAAUUUCCGUUCAGUUUGAAACAUGUCAUGCAUUUACUGUCAAAAUUACCAGAAAGCCUAGUUGCUUGAGUAAAAUGUCUUAAGCUUGGUCACUUCACCGUAUAUAGAAAUUGAUAUAAAUUUAUUCACUAUGGCCAUCUGUAUCUUCCGAUAAAACCUAGUUUCUUGAAAUGAUAUAUAUUGUUGAAAAAGAUGAUCUACAAUUUUAUCCUAUCAUUAAACUAAUAGAAUACA